Molecule: messenger RNA, 1863 nt
Organism: Colletotrichum truncatum
Lineage: Eukaryota; Fungi; Ascomycota; Sordariomycetes; Glomerellales; Glomerellaceae
Molecular function (GO): protein binding
Source: RefSeq, a predicted model, not a curated record
AUGAGGGCAUCCAACGUGGCCAUGUCGGCUAAAAGGAAGGCUUCUACCGAUUCUGAAGCUGACGACAUGCCGAGUCUUGGGCAGUUAGCAAAGCCGCGCAAGCGUGUACCCGCAGAGAUUUGGGAAACCAAGCGACCAACUAUUACACGGCUGUACCAAGAAGAGAAACGGUCGUUAAAAGAGGUGAUGGAGAUCAUGGAGCGUGACUAUCACUUUGUUGCCACCGUGAAGAUGUACAAGUCGAGGAUUUGGAAAUGGGGUCUCGACAAGAAGCUGAAGGGAGACGAGGUGCUGGCCAUCAUGCUACUAAAGAGAGACCGCGACGCUUUGAAAAAACCGACAGAAUUUCGGAUACGCGGACAGCUCGUGGACAUGGACAACAUUAACCGAUAUCUGAAGCGAAACCCGUCGUUGAUGGCCAAAUUCAAGGCUGGACAGACACCCAGCGUGCAGACUGCAAUCGAAGUCACUUGCCGAACACCAUCGCCGCCACCAAGCCCACCCCGAGCCCUCGCACCGACAACAGAAAUGCAGAGCACCGAGCAGGUGCUGUGUCUGUUUCGUGAUUAUAUUGAUGGAUCCUUUUCGUCUGGUGUGUGGUGGUGCGAGUAUGACGUUGAAUGCUCCAACCGGCGGCUAGACCAGGAGGAUCGUAGCAACGACCUGUUUGAAAGAGUCGUUGCCAGUUUUGCUCUGGUCAACAGGUGUAUGAUAAGGGGGGACCAGAUCGAUAUCAACCGAGUUCUUGGCCCUGCAUUCGAAUCGUUAAAAGGUCUGGUGGCUUCCGAGACACCCAAUUUUGUCGCAAGAACGGUUUGUCUGCUAUGGUAUCUGGAGCGACACUAUAAGCACGACCUUCUUCGAUUGGUUCUGGACUAUCUCGCUGGGCUAAUCCCGAUUGUGUUGGGAUCUAAUCACAUUCUUGCUCACAUCUGGCGAAGACUGGGGGCGACCGAAUUCUCGUCAUAUUACGAGCUUUCCAUGCGACUCUAUGCAUUGCUGCUACCGGAAAUAGAGGAUCGCGUUGGACCAGCCAACUAUUUGACACACCUGCUGUACAGCGAUUACCUCGACUGCAUGCUUGGUCAACAAGACCCGGAGGACUGCGAGGCAAUGCUAAGCCGCCAUAUUGCUCGCGCCGAGGCGUCCGGGCAGGAACAUCCGUGGCUUGGGGACAUGGCGCUUUCUCAUGCUGGGCUUCUUGCGACUUGCAAGGAGAACCAGGGCCGGCUGGAUGAAGCAGUCGAGGUGUUGACAUCGCAUAUGAACGCGUACAGCAUGACCGAUGACCAGGAAGCGGCACUCAAUCUCGAGCUUGGAGUAAAAUAUUACCGAAUGGGAAACAUCCCAGCGGCCAUUACCUCUUUCAAGUCAGCAGCUCGGAUUGCCCUUACAUCAGACGUAGACGAACGAACGUCCAACGCAGCUCUAGCAAACCUGGAGAAUGCGCUUCGAAAGAUGGGCAACAUAGUCAAGGCAGACCGAGUACACCAGUACCGCAUGGAUCGGGUUGCAAUGUUUGCCGAGAAAUCGGCGUCCAUGUCCAAAGGCUUCUCCGACGAUUAUGACGAUGAUAGCGAUGAUGUUUCGAUUGAGCUUGAAGCGUUGCCAGAAUGGCUUUGGAAGUGCAAUGAUGGCGAAGAGGAAACACCACAGUGGCUCGAGCUGCCUGUCUUUGCCUGGGGUGAGAAGUCAUCGCCGACUUCUUUCGCAGGGUGCCCCAGCAGCACAUUGGAGUGGGCCAACACAUCGCAGUCGGGUUCGCCAGCCGUGCUAUCGGCAGGAUAUUCACCGCCGCUUGAUAAUCAUGUCAUCGACCCGGAGGUUGAGUACCUGUAUGCACAUGAAGGUAGCAUCCAGUGA